Messenger RNA from Blumeria graminis f. sp. triticale, 432 nucleotides. The record is from the annotation of a GenBank genome assembly. Lineage: Eukaryota; Fungi; Ascomycota; Leotiomycetes; Helotiales; Erysiphaceae.
AUGUGUCAAAACGUCGGUAUUCUACCUGCGCGCCACAAAGGAACGACAAACUGUAAGUAUCACCAUAGGAGACAAACUACACACACUGGGCUCAUUAUGCCACCACAUCUUCAUCCUAGAAGCCAAUUCACAUCAUCUCUCUUUGCGACCACAUUAUUUGCCAGCUUCUUUGUUGUUAGCAUUCCUCACAUACUUCCAUGUCCUGCGCCAAGAAUAGCAUAUGCAGAUGAUGGAACAAGACCAUGCAAACAAGAAUGGAAAAAUAUCAAUGACAAGAAAAAUGAAACGGCCAUUGAUAUAGGAAGUACGGCACUUAUGUCUCAAUCAGAGAAGAGAGCAUGUCCCAUCCCAAAGCCUGGCGGCAUUAUAGGUGAAAUACUGGGAUUUAAAUUGAACGAGAAAACCUCGACAGACCAGGGCGGAAAAAAAUAA